This is a messenger RNA of Oncorhynchus nerka (sockeye salmon), 4275 nucleotides long. Its product is annotated as protein FAM110B-like. Lineage: Eukaryota; Metazoa; Chordata; Actinopteri; Salmoniformes; Salmonidae. The transcript is spliced from 2 exons. Bases 618 to 1856 code for a protein of 412 amino acids. The record is from RefSeq and is a predicted model, not a curated record.
UAGCACCAAUUAUUUAUCGUUAACAAUUCAUCAACAGUUAUGUUAUAAUAAUCAAGCAAUGUGAACUUAAAUCCUUAUACGAAGAUUCAUAUGCAAGAACAUUUGGAAUAUGUCCCUUGUUACCCCUUUCCCUGGCGCCGUCAUUGUAUGGAUACGGACUGUACAGUGCGCUGCAGAUUGCGUUGAAUUAGCUGUUUGGUGUUGCCCUCCCCACACGUUCCGUAUAACGGAACGAUAUUGCAGGAUCCUUUGUUUUCCUUCGCUGGGUAUCAAGAUCUGCUGCCUCCAGUCGGGCGAACAAAGGAGGGGAGAAGAGGCUGAUCCUUCCCACAAUCCUUCAGUCACUGGGCCUACUGAUCCGGACCACUGCUCUGCCUUCUCACUCCCCUCUCCCCCCCACCCUAAGGCAGGCAAGCUGUGGGGCAGUAGGAUCAGGGCAGCAGUAAGGGCUGAUUGAUGCUCUGUGGGGAUGAGACCUGGCUGCUGAAGGCCAGUGGAGACGGCUCCCAUUCUCCGCUCGCCUGGCUUUAUGUGCGUGUCUGCAGGCUGCCCUACGCGCAGCAGCAGCAGAGCCACCCCCCACGUCAGCCACGGUGGCCAGCCCGAGCCAUCCAGACAUGCCCACCGAGACCCUGCCGUCGCUGGCAGAUAGCAAACCCACCGGCCCUGGGGCAGCGUUUGUCUCCGCUGUCCCCCUGCGCAUACUCAACAAGGGACCCGAGUACUUCCGGCGCCAGGUGGAAACCAACCCUAAGCGGCUGAGCGCCGUGGAGCGGUUGGAGGCGGACAAGUCCAAGUACGUGAAGAGCCAGGAGGUCAUCAACGCCAAGCAGGAGCCUGUCAAGCCCCAGCUGCUGGCCAAGCCACCUGUCUGCCCCGCCGUGGCCAAGAGAGGGGCGAAUGGGGGCGGUUGUGGUGGGGUGGCCCUCAAGACAUUCAAUAACAACUCCAAGUCGGACACGUGCGCCACCACCAGCAAACGGGAGAACCUUAACCUGGAGAUCCUCAAGAACCUCCUGAACAGCUCCGGCUCGGUCUCUGAGGGCCACGCUAAGAGCGCUACUCUAAAACCUGGGGCCAGGAGCUUGGCCCCCCACCGCUCCACCCCCACACCCACCACAGACUGCACUGAGCCCACCAGCCUCCGUUCCGUCGCCAAGUCCCUCAAGGUGCCUCCGCCUGCACCUGGCCGACAGAGCCCCCAGGGGGGGAACCUGAACCUCAGCCGCCGGCUGCUGGAGGAGCGGGGCGAGGGCAAUCACUCACCCCUCCAUGCCUCCCACAGCUCCUCCGACAUCCGCAGGCUGUGCAACGGUAAGCCUCUAAGGGCGGCCCGAAGCAGCAGCAGCUCCGCACCUCCCUUACCCCCCAAGCCCAGUACCAAAGUCCUGGCCCCCCUCUGCGACAAUGCCCCUCAGUCCCCUGAGAGGGAGCCUCCGCCGCCCUCCUCUGCCACCCCAGAUGAGCAGCUAGAGUUGGGGAGCUCGUUGGCCCGCCGGCCCUCUCUGCACCGCUCCAAGUCGGACCUGAGCGACCGGUAUGCGCGGGCAGGCGCCGACGUGGAACGCUUCUUUAACUACUGUGGGCUGGACCCUGAGGAGCUGGAGAGCGUGGGCGUGGAGAGCUUUGCCCGCGCCAACUCCGACAUAAUCUCCCUCAACUUCCGCAGCGCUAGCAUGAUCAGCUCGGACUGUGACCAAUCACGGCAUAGCAACGAGGACAUGACGGACGAGGAGGAAGACGUGAGCGAACGCGUGCCGUACGGAAUCUCGGCCGUGGAACGAAACGCCCGCGUCAUCAAAUGGCUGUACAGCAUCAAACAGGCGCGCGAGUCGCAGAAAGUGUCUCAUGUCUAAAAGAGAAGGAAGAAACAAACUAUUAGAUGGUCCUUGCAACAAAACAAAACAAAAAAAGACUUCCGAUGGAAUGAAGGUCUUUGGACACUCUGAAUCUCUGAAUGUCAAAGUAUUGACUGGCAAGACGCCCUUGGAUGGAUCUUGCGGUCGCUAUUGCGUUCAGUGUUUGUUGUCCUCUGAAUCUGCAUGACUCCUCCCACCCACCCGUCACUGCGGCCUCCAGCUAAAGCAACAGGUUUAGGAAAAUAUUGCCUUUUUCAAGAUGGCAGCAGUUCAGUUCCGUCUCUUCGAGCAGUACAGCUCUCUCUCAUUGUUAUGCUUUCUGUCUGUUUAGACCAGCACAAUGACGCCAGCUCUUUUUAGAUGUCUUCUUAAUGUCCUUUCUUUCUGAACAACACUGAGCCUGGAAGCCAUACGGGUGUGAAUGCAGCGCUUCAGUGUGUAACCAGUCUUUAGUCUGAUAAUUCUGAGCUUUGAGUGUCUAUAGAAAAAAACUUCCUUGAAAAAAGGGCUGUGAAAGCAUGGUACAGUCCAAACCUGCUUCACCCCUUUGGUACCAGGAGAGUUUGUUUGGUACAUUCCAGACCCUGCCCCCUUCCCAGGGAAACCCCAUAUUUAUCCCCUUUUUCAGUGUUACUAUGGUGAUAGCAUUCAGGCAGCAUCAUGAAAUCAUUCAGCAUUACGUGGUUUUUGCUUCUGUUUAGUUUGUUGUCCAUAACAUUCUCAUUGGCAGUUUGAUUUUGUGGUACUUGCUUUUUUUAAAGAUAUGUGUAAAUGCUGUAAGAAAAUGUAUAUAAUUUCAAAACUGUUAGAUGUUUGUCAGAGGGCGCCUGUUAAGCUAACUUACUACAUUGUUCAGUCUUCUCUCUUGGCUUGACUGUGAGACUGUGUCAAACCCAGUUCAUGAUCAAAUUUUUACGACGUUAUGAUGACAUACACUACCGUUCAAAAGUUUGGGGUCACUUAGAAAUGUCCUGGUUUUUUGAAAGAAAAGCUUGUUUUUUUUGUACAUUAAAAUAACAUACAAUUGAUCAGAAAUACAGUGUAGACAUGGUUAAUGUUGUAAAUUACUAUUGUAGCUGGAAACGGCAGAUUUUUUACGAAAUAUCUACAUAGGCAUACAGAGGCCCAUUAUCAGCAACCAUCACUCCUGUGUUCCAAUGGCACGUUGUGUUAGUUAAUCCAAGUUUAUCAUUUUAAAAGGCUAAUUGAUCAUUAGGAAAUUGCAAUUGUUAGCACAGCUGAAAACUGGCCAUUAGACUAGUUGAGUAUCUGGAGCAUCCGCAAUUGUGGGUUAGAUUUUUGAAGAUCUCUUACUACUCCCUUCACAGAACAGCACAAACUGGUUCUAACCAGAAUAGAAAGGAGUGGGAGGCCCCGGUGCACAACUAAGCAAGAGGACAAGUACAUUAGUGUCUAGUUUGAGAAACAGAAGCCUCAAGUCCUCAACUAGCCUCUUCAUUAAAUAGUACCCAGAAAACACCAGUCAACAGUGAAGAGGCGACUCCGGGAUGCUGGCCUCGCAAAGACAAAGCCAUAUCUCAGACUGGCCAAUAAAAAUAAAAGAUUAAGAUGGGCAAAAGAACACAGACAUUGGACAGAGGAAUUCUGCCUAGAUGACCAGCAUCCCGGAGUCGCCUCUUCGCUGUUGACGUUGAGACUGGUGUUUUGCAGGUACUAUUUGAUGAAGCUGCCUUUUGAGGCGUCUGUUUCUCAAACUAGACACUAAUGUACUUGUCCUCUUGCUCAGUUGUGCACUGGGGCCUCCCACUCUUUUUAUUCUGGUUAGAGCCCGUUUGUGCUGUUCUGUGAAGGGAGUAGGACACAGCAUUGUACAAGAUCUUCAGUUUCUUGGCAAUUUCUCACAUGAAAUAGCCUUCAUUUCUCAGAACAAGAAUAGACUGAUGAGUUUCAGAAGAAAGUUCUUUGUUUCUAGCCAUUUUGAGCCUGUAAUCAAACCCACAAAGGCUGAUGCUCCAGAUACUCAACUAGUCUAAAGAAGGCCAGUUUUAAUGCUUCUUUAAAUUAACACAACAGUUUUCAAAGGAGUUUUCCUGUGAUCAAUUAGCCUUUUUAAAAUGAUAAACUAACACAAUGUGGCAUUGGAACACAGGAGUGAUGGUUUCUGAUAAUGGGCCUCUGUAUGCCUAUGUAGAUAUUCCAUUAAAAAUCAGCCUUUUCCAGCUACAAUAGUCAUUUACAACAUUAACAAUGUCUACACUGUAUUCCUGAUAAAUUUGAUGUUAUUUUAAUGGACAAGUGACCCCAAACUUUUGAACUGUAGUGUACAUGUUCAGUAUAUUGGAGUUGGAACUGUUUUGGUACUCAGUACUUCAAAAUGAAGGCAAUGAAUUGUGUUCACUUUCAUUUAUUUUGCAUUAUUUCAAUAAAUGGCUUGUUUUGCCGUCUACUUCGGAAA